Messenger RNA from Ixodes scapularis (black-legged tick), 9523 nucleotides. RefSeq names its product mediator of RNA polymerase II transcription subunit 13 (gene skd). NCBI's taxonomy places the organism in Eukaryota, Metazoa, Arthropoda, Arachnida, Ixodida, Ixodidae. Gene Ontology annotation, cellular component: mediator complex. Gene Ontology annotation, molecular function: transcription coregulator activity. The coding region runs from base 141 to 7574 and encodes 2477 amino acids. The record is from RefSeq and is a predicted model, not a curated record. Gene Ontology annotation, biological process: regulation of transcription by RNA polymerase II. The transcript has 30 exons.
GUUGUUUCCUAUCCGCCAUCUUCUGUCGCCAUCUUCUGAUGAAUUUUUAUUGGGUUCGGGAUUUUUCCUAAAUUCAUGGAUUUGGAGACCACCUAGAACCCACCCUUUGUCCUACGGACACUUAAUAUGAUGGCGACAGCAUGACGCAUCCUACUUUAGUGACGAACGGCGCAAGUCUUGAAGACUGUCACACAAAUUUCUUUGCAUUGGCGGACCUGUGCGGCCUGAAAUGGCGUCGUCUGAGCUCGGAGCAGCAGGGCCCCUCCCUGGGCGGAGGGGGCCCCCACAGGGGUGGCGGGGGCGCCGCGGCAGAUCCCCUGUCGGAGCCCGUGUUGUCGUCGUUUGCCAAGUGCCUGGCGGCCGACCUGCUGUGCGUGUGGCGGCGGGUGGCGCGCCCAGAGCUCCCACACCGUCGGGAGCUCUGGGUCUUCUGGUACGGAGAAGAGCCAGACCUGGCCGGACUCGUCUCGCCGGAGCUGAACGACACCGAACAAGGCAGCUGGGAGAAUGGACUCUCCUACGAAUGUCGGUCUUUACUCUUCAAGGCUCUGCACAACCUGAUACAAAGGUGCCUGCUAUCCCGCGGUUUCACCCGGCUUGGCAAGUGGUUCCUCCAGCCCUGUGACACCUCUGAAAAGGACAGGGGUGCGCCCGGUGUCGGUGGCGCCAGUGGGCCCCAGCUGACGUUUGCCUUCCACUUCUUCGUGCACGGGGACAGUACUGUGUGUGCGAGUGUGGACGUGCGUCAGCACCCGGCCAUCUACAGGCUCUCGAGGCACCACCUGCUCCAGACCCAGGCCGGCACCCACACGCCCACCAAAGUGAUCCUGGGGCCCUUUGGCCUGGCGGGCACACUGACGGGCCAGGGCUACAAGGAGACGGAUGCAGCCACCCAGACCCUGCUGAGCGAGUGGCACCAGUUCUUCCCGCUACCCCCCCAUGCCUCGGCUGUGCCCCAGAGGGGGGACGCCACCCCCCCGGGGGGCGACGAGGAGCUGUUGCCUUGUGCCGUGGAGGCGCUCGUCGGCGGCGUCAAGCUCCGCUAUCCGUCGGCCUACGUCUUUGUGGUGGAGACGGACGAGCCGGCCGGCCGCCAGGAGACCCCUCCGGUCGCUUCCAACCCCGCGACGCCGGUCCCCAACCCCGGUGCGCCCCUGGGCGGCCCGCACCUGCCCCGGGGAGGUCCACCCGGCUACCCCGGCGGCAUGAAGCUGCCCCCGGGCUUGACGGGCGUGCUCACGCCCCCAACGUCCCCCCGCGACCCCGGCUACUUCCACCACGGGGGCGGGGCCCACCUGAGGGGGCCAGGACAGGUGGCGGCGGCGGGGGGUCCCGGUCCUCCCGGCCGGCCGGCGUGCCCCCCUGCGCCACCCCCUUCCUCGAUUGUGCCGGCGGACGGUCCCCCUGUGGCCGUGGUGGCCCACAAGACCAAGGGGGCCGCCUGGCAGGACGGCCUGCUGUCUAGGGGGCCCUGCGAGGACGAGCCGGGAGGGUGGGACUUUGUGGAGCCCUGCGGCCAGACCCACUGCUUCUGCUAUAGGUGCCAUCGGAACAAACCUCGGCCCACGACCCCCGGCCCGGCGGCGGUCUGCGCGGCCUCCUCGGGGACCCCCCUGUGCCCCUCCGGGCCCCCCCAGGGGUCCUCGGGGGCUCAGGCGGCCCCCUCCCCCUCGGCCAAGAAGAGCAGUUCGGACAAGGGCAGCGGCCGGCCCAGAGGCCCGCCCGCCACCCCCUUCCACCGGCGCAGCCCCAUCCCGGGGGGCGCCGCACCCUUUGUGGACUACGAGAGCAUCGCGCUGCCCCCCGCAGCCGGGAAGCUGCCCCAGCCCCAGGGAGGGGCGGGGAGCCUGCUGCCGCAGCUCCACACCCAGCAGGGCCCUCCUCCGUCGGUGGGGUCGUGCUCCCACCCGGGCACGCCCCUGCUGCUGAGCGAGGGGGGCGGGCCGGCAUCCCAGGCGUCCCAGGCGGACCCCGCAAUGCCUACGCUGUCCCCGCACCCGCCGCCCAGGGAAGAGGGCCCCGCGGCCCCCAGGCCUUCCCCCGCGCCCCAGGACGCCGGAGGGGCCACGGGGGCCAGUCCCGCUCCCCCGCAGGGCGACGCGGCCAAGGACAGGCCGCCCGGGGAACAGCUGCUGUCCCCCUCGUCCCUGCUGGACGUGAAACCGCCCCUGGAGGCCCCCCCGUCCUGCUCUCCGGGCGGAGGGUCCCACCAGUGGGGGGGUCCCGGCUCGUGCUCGUCCGCCGCGGCCACCCCGGCAGCUCCCUCGGGCCUCCCGGCCCCCUCCUCCGCUUCCUCUGUGGGGCCGGGGGAGGACGUGCCCGGCACCCCCGGCGGGACGGGCGCCACGGGGGGCUCUUCGCCGUCCGGGGGGGCCCCCAGCACCCCGGCCGCGGCCGCCCCCGGCACACCCGCACCCCCCGCGCGGCCCGCCUCGUCGACGGCCCCAGUCGCACCGCCAACGGGUGUGAAGCGACCGUGCCUGCCCACGAUAGCCCACGAAGCCCUAGUGGAAGCAGAGACGCCCCCUAUGGGGAGCAGAUUACUCUACGACUACAGCAGCGUCUAUCCCCCUCCAUGGGAGGUUCCCCCGUGCAAGCGUCCCCACCUGGGGGCGGCCCCCCGAAGGCCCAAUGCCGGGGACGUGUGCGGGCCGUACUCGUCGCAGCCUUACCGGCGCGUGGAGGGGGAGCCCCCCUGCGAGCCCCAGCAGUCGGCCCCCCCGGCCCCCGGCGGGAGCAGGGACCCCUACGAGUUUCACGAGGAUUGCGACGACGAUGCGGCGGGCCCCGCUUCCACGGCCGCCCGGGCCGCACUGCAGGGGACCCCGGGGCAGCCCGCCCUGCUCGUGCCCAAGGAGGAAGACAAGGAAGGCGUGCCCAUGGACACGUGCGGCCAGGAACUCGGCUCUGCCGCCACCCCCAACUCCGGCACGGGAGGCUCCGCCACCCCGGUGCCGGACUGCGGCGCGGUGCUGCCCGGCUCCAAGGAGGGCUCGAAGGAGGGGGCCCCCAGGGGGGGCUCCCUGGCAGGCUCGGCCACGCCGGGCUCGACGGGCGACCUCCCGGGGGUGGGCUCGCCCCCGACGCCGCGCCACCCUGGUUUCACGAGGGUGGAGGACCUCAAGGUGACCGACUGUGAUCUGGAGAACAUCUUCGACACGUCCUCCUCGGACGAGAGCAGCGACGACCCCUUCCAGGCGCCAUCCACGCCCAGUUCGACCAAGCCGGCUGGUGCGAGCGACGAACCCCCGGGCAAGUCUAAGAACAGCACCACUGCUGGAAUUCUGGGUGCGGCCGAGCUGACGCGCAUGUUCCCGACCCCGCCGUCCCUGGAGCACAAUGCGGCCCCGUCCCCGUCGGGGCCUGUGGGGGUGCCCGACCUGCUGAUGGGGGACGGCUCGGACCCCUUUUUCACCAAGGGGAUGGACGCAUACUGCAACUACGGCAGCCCCGGGUUCGAGGCAGUCAGGGACUGGUCGUACGUGUUCAAGCCCCCGAUGGUGCACCAGUUCCUGAGCUCUCCCCGGUACGCCCCGCUGGGGCAGCUGCCCAGCGCCGCCCUCCCGCCCCUGCCCGCCCUGGAGUGCGCCUACAAGCCCAGCUGGCAGCGGGACGGCGGCGCGGGGAGCCAGGCGCCACAGGGAUCCCCGGCCGGCGCGCCCCUGCAGGGCCAGCGCCACCUUCCCCACUACCACCCGGCGGUGCACCACCCACCGACUCCCGCGGGGCCGUCCCCCGUGGGCCCCAUGUCCUCCCAGCAGCACAUGAUGCCCCAGGAGGCCUUCCUCCGCAUGGGGGGUCACGUGAUGGCGGGGGCCGGGCUCCACCCCAGCCUCCUCGACAGGCACCCUAGUCACCACCAGCCUGGCAUGGACGAGCGGGUUCCCUACCCGGGCAUGCUGGACCACCCGUCCCAGCUGGGGCCCAUGGGGGGCCCCCCGAUGAUGGGCGGCUACGAGCUGGGGCCCUACGCGGCCAACGGGCCCCUGGGCCCCCUGGGGGCGGCGGCCUACAUGGGCCCCCACGGGGGCCGCCACCUGGCCCUGCCCCACCAGGGGAUGCACCCGCUGCACGGCCAGCAACAGGCCCUGGGGCCAGCGGAGGGCGGAGGGGCUGUCCUCCCUGAAGCGGACUCCCUCCUGGUGAACCUGCUCCUGUCGGACUCGCUGCUCGAGCUCUUCCGGGACCACAACUUCUCCAGCUGCACCCUCUGCGUCUGCAACAUGAACAUCAAGGGUGCGGACGUGGGCGUGUACCUGCCGGCAUCGCUGGUUCCCACGGCGAGCGAGGAGCCCCAGUACAAGUGCACAUGCGGCUUCUCGGCGGUGGUGAACCGGCAUCACUCGCACCGGACGGGGCUCUUCUACCAGGACGAGCAGGACGUGACGGGCAUCCCCUACGAGGCCACCCCGGGGCCGCACAGGGCCCAGGUUGGGCCCGGAGGGGGGCCGCAGCUACCUCACAGGGGUCCGGGAGGACCCCUGGCAAACGGCUCUUUACAGCUGCCCAAGGUGCACGAGGAGGGCCUGCUGGAGUACGUACAGAGCCAGUGCCUGGGCAUGGCCCUGUCGCCCUGCUCGGUGCUGCACAAGACCCUGCAGCUGGGGGCGGAGCGGCAGCACGACUUGGGCGCGAGCCCCAUAGUGACGGGCCUCCUGCAGGUGCCCCCGCAGCUCAGGGGCCAGGGGCAGAGCUCCCUGCUGCAGCGGCAGAACCUGCACCACCGGCAGGGGCCCCUGGCACUGCUGCCGGCCCUGGACGGAUGCGAGGUGACCCUGGGGGCCCUGGAGGCGGCGGCCUCUCGGCCCCUGGACGAGCCCCUGGGGUCUCCCUGCCUGCACCGGUGGCCGUACCUGCACUGCCCCUGCCCGCCGAGCAGCCUGGUGUCGGUGGGGCUGCUGCGGGGCCUGCAGCCCCUCCUCCAGGACGCGGUGCACAAGAAGCGCAACCAGGGCCUCUGGGAAGUGACGUACCGGGUGGCGGGGCCCCUCACCUGGCGCCAGUUCCACCGGCUGGCCGGCAGGGGCACCGAGGACCAGUGCGAGCCCCAGCCCAUCCCCUCGCUACUGGUCGGCUACGACCGGGACUGGCUGGCCCUGUCCCCCUUCGCCCUCAAGUACUGGGACAAGCUCCUGCUUGAGCCAUACUCGCCGGCGCGAGACGUGGCCUACGUAGUGGUGGCACCGGACAGCGAACCGGUGCUGUCGUCGGUGCGAGCCUUCUUCCAGGACCUGAGCGCCACCUACCAGGCGCUGAAUCUGGGUCGGCACUGCCCACUUUCGAGGGGGGGACUCCGGGAGGGCCUGCUUAGGGUCUCCGCCCAGGGGCCCCCGCCGGAGACCCCCGGGGGCACCAAUGCGGAGGACGACUGGUUCACCGGCCUCGGGGAGGGCCCCCUGGGCACCCGGCUCAGACUGUUCGCACGGGCCUGCAGGAUGCAGCUCGGGCCCCACCUAGCCUCCCAGAGUCUGGACAGGGGCCUGCUAGAGGGUCCACCGGGGGCACCCAAGUCGGGGGACAGCAAGGCCCCCCUGGCGUCACCACGACCGCCCCCGACCCCCGAAGGCGCCGGCUCCGCCGGGCAGCAAGAAGGCUCUUCCACGAGGGACGGAGGGACCACCCCGAGGCCCCAGGCAGACUCCGAGAGCUCCCAGGACGCGUGUGGUGCCUCAUCCGCCACGGCCCCCGGGAACCCGUCCCAGGGCACUUCACUGGGCGCCCCUGCCGGCAUCGGAGCAAGCGCGGGGCCGACGUCGACGGGGGGCGCUUCCUCAACGGGCGGCGCCGCCUCUGCCCCCGGUGGGGCAGGGCUCGGCGUAUCGGAGGAGGGGGAGGAGGAGCAGCAGCCCCCUGCCCUGGUGGUGUACCUGGUAGAGCCCUUCACCUUGGGCUCCUCGGACCCCGAGGUGCUGCGGCUGGCCACCGUGGGGCUGCACCGCUGCUUCGCGCAGCUGCUGGAUUGCCUGCCAGAGCCCCUGCAGAGCAACACCCAUGCGCAGAUCCUGAGUCUGGACUCAAUCCUGGGAGCGGGCGGGCGUUCGGCGGAGGGCUUCCGGCGCCAGGAGCAGCUGCGUGCCCUCUCGCUGUCGGUGUUCUAUCAGUGUGCGCGCCUGCUCGUGCACCAGUCAAGCGUCAAGUCCCUCACGGGCUUCGGCCCGGCAGCCGCCCAGGACGACUUCCUCAAGGCCAGGACGGGAGGGAAUGCCCCCGUGAAGGUGUGGAGCCCCCCGUUUGUGCUGGCACCCCAGAAGGACAAGCAGACGGAGCUCGGGGAGAUGUUUGGGGACCGCCGGGAAAAGAGUGGCAUCCUCUUCUGUGCCUACUGCCUCACGGAGGACCAGCGCUGGCUCCUGGCCAGCGUGAGCAACGACAAGGGAGACCUGCUCGACAACUGCUCCAUCAACAUAGAGAUCCCCAACAGGACGCGUCGCAAGAAGGCCUGUGCCCGCCGCCUGGGCCUUCACAAGCUGCUGGACUGGUUGCUGGGGGUGGCGGCAUGCGGGCCCCGGGGAGCCGGGGCCAUCACCCAGCCCUGGCGCCUGGUGGUGGGGCGCCUGGGGCGGGUGGGCCACGGCGAGCUCAAGGAGUGGGCCGCCCUGCUGGGGCGCCGGUCGCUGCUGCGCUACUCGCGCCGCCUCCGGGAGCUGUGCCACCAGUGCGCUGCGGGGGGCGCCUCCUCGGCGGCCGGAGGCGGGGCCGGGGCCCCCGGGGUCGGAGGCCCCUGCGUGCUGUCCGCCUGUCUGGUGUCCCUGGAGCCCGACGGGGCCCUGCGCCUCUUCCACGACCGCUACACGCCCGACGAGCGGUUCAGCUCGGCCUGCCACUCGUGCGACCUGAGCACGCCCCAGGACGCCUCCGCCACCCACAUCCUGGUCUUCCCCACCUCGGCCACCACCCAGUCGUCGCAGGCCACCUUCCAGCAAGACCACAUGGACCCCCUGUCGACGACCCUGGGGGACGACGACGAGAUCUUCAAGUCGCUGACGGAGGACAUAGCGGUGGGCAACGACUUCAACGACAUCCUGAACUGGACGGACAGCCCCGAGGCCCCCUGCUCCCCGACCAGGCGCUCCUCCCCUCCGGGCUCCCCGGGGGCCAUGAUGGGCGGGGGCCCCGGCGGGCGCCAGUCGCCCUUCCAGCACGGGGGCGCCCUCAGGGGCCCCGGCAGUGGUGGAGCCGAUGCCCAGGAGGAGCCCAUGCAGCUGCUUCAGCAGCCCUUGGCCCUGGGCUACUAUGUGUCCACGGCACCCACGGGUAGCCUCCCCCGCUGGUUCUGGGCGUCCUGCCCACACCUCAGGGAGUCCUGCCCUGUCUUCCUCAAGAGCGCCCUGUUGCUGCACUGUCCGACGGUGCACCAGAAUCACGACGACCUCUUGCACGGGAACCCUCACUUGCGCAACUACCACCCCCUGGACUCUACGUUGACCACAGACGUGCUGCGGUACGUGCUAGAAGGCUACAACACCCUUUCGUGGCUGUCGCUGGACCCGCACAGCCACGACCGGCAGUCCUGCCUGCCCCUGCACAUGCAGAACCUCAUGAAGCUGUACCACGCUGUGGAAGCGCUGCUCUGAGGCUUCUCUCCCCCGUCCCCCUUCCCUUUCUCCGCCGGGCAGCGGACACCCUUCAUCAUCAUCUAACGGCCACAGGGCUUCGACGACGUCUUGCCAGUGGACGCUGCCACGGGGAUUCUGUUUCCGUCUCUCUCUGCCUCGGCGAAGGGACGGCACGUUGUUUGUCGUCCGACUUCCUUUCACUGUUACGGACUGUUUUGUAUGCGCGUUGCUUAGCAGCUUCCAAAGGAGGCAAUAUGGUGUGGAAAAUGGAAGCAUGCCGGGUGCCAGUGAGCCACAAAGAAGUUCCGUGCGCGCCUGAAGGGGAGAAAACAAAAGAGUAAACUGGAGCUGGGGCCACAACACGUUCAAUGCGCGGCGAGCAAGACUGGAAAAAGUGAGGUCAAUCACGCUUUUGUUUGUUAUUAGGUGGAUGAUGCAUGAGUAGGUGGGUGGAGGAAAUCGGGGUUGCCACUUGGGUUUUCUGGCUCCAUUCAAAGCAGCUUUGCAUGUGUCUCGGUUAAUUGCUGGGGUUACUGCCGUCAUUUUUUUUCUCGCGCAGCCAGUGGCUCGCACAUCAUCUCAAAGGGUUGCGGUGUCUCGACUUGUACAAAUGUAAAUGUCUCGUCCUUUGCAGAUCCUCAUUCUUUUUUAUUAUUAUUAUUAUUUCCGUCGGUGGGGGGGACAAGCUUCGAUUGUGUUGUUAAUAUAUGCACAUAAUAUAUGUAUAGCCUGCUUGCACGAGGGUGCGCCUCUUGGCGUGCUGAGGCUGGCCCGUUUCUCCUGUGUUCGAGCACGGUAGUCUCUACAAGAGCGGUUGUUGUUGGUCUUGGUUCCCUCGACUCAUUAGCCUAUACGAGCUGCAUUCACGUCUCCCACACGAUGCGACGUGCGUGCUCUUGGCGUCGUACCGAGCAGGAAAGCCAUUUGUCUUUCGCUCGUGCACCCUAAUUUAAUAAUCAGCAUUGCACGCAUAGGUUGCACCCACGGUCGAAGAAAGCUUUCUUCCAUCCCCCAUUUUGUUUCUCACCGGUGCGGUUCAACUGGCGUGUUCAUUCAGUCAUUGGUGCACCUGGUCCAUCUGCACGUGUGGGAGGCGUCUUCACUGAAGGGCGACGGUAGCCGGUCACGAUGCGGUGAGGGGUGACCCGAGGGCUCGCCGCGGCUGUCGUCGGUCGACAGACAUAUCAGGAGAAAACUGCCCAAUUCCUCGUACGGGAAGAUUCAAAGUGUUCAGGCUGAAUCCAGCUCUACCUUUUGUUUUCUCUAAAUCGGUGAGAAAAGUAGACCAUAUGUGGUAGAGGGGGUUACUCGAAGCACAGGCGACACUGCGUGGCUCCAAAUAUCUAUAAAUAUAUAAAUAACAACAGUGUGUGUACGGCUUCGGAGGGUAUGCGGAGCCCCCCCCACCCCCGUUUUUAUUGUACAUAGCAUCCCCCUUUUGGCCCCAGUUUCUUCUGUACUUGAGUGUGUGCACUAUUUAAGGACAAGGGCAAGUUCUUUAUUUCUGUGUCAUUCUAUUUAUUGUGCAUGUACAUAGCAUAAUUGAAAAUUGCAGCACCGGGGAAUUCGACUUCUCGCUUUUGUAUUGACGUGGGUUAGGAAAGUGUAUCUACUUAGCCUGUUAUAUACAGCAUAUACAUACGCAGAGUGAAAUAUACAUAUAUAGAUGUAAAAAGAAGAUGUGGGUAUAUAUAUAUAUACAUAUAUGUACACGAAGGCGCCAGGCCGCCACCUCUUGGCAGGUUAUACAUGUACAUAACUAACGAUAUGCCGAACAGCGCCUCCUUGAGCCGGAGGGCGGAGCUGCGGCACAAAUGGGAAUGCCAUGGACAGCAGUGUUGUAUAAAACAGUGUACAGCCUUAGCUCAUUUUAGAUCCUUUUUACAUGGCCCAAUUGUGCUGUGCAAUGUCUUGAUUGUACACUUUUACGAAGAAUGUUGAUUAAAACCUUAUAACGAAGAAUGUGA